Porites evermanni is the source of this 13043-nucleotide messenger RNA. NCBI's taxonomy places the organism in Eukaryota, Metazoa, Cnidaria, Anthozoa, Scleractinia, Poritidae. The record is from the annotation of a GenBank genome assembly.
AUGGCUCGUACGAAGCAAACAGCACGUAAAUCAACCGGAGGAAAGGCUCCGAGGAAACAGUUAGCGACUAAAGCAGCUCGUAAGAGCGCCCCAUCGACCGGUGGAGUGAAAAAGCCUCAUCGUUAUAGACCCGGUACUGUCGCUCUUCGUGAAAUUCGUCGUUACCAGAAGUCUACUGAAUUGUUGAUCAGAAAGCUUCCGUUCCAGCGACUUGUACGUGAAAUUGCCCAAGACUUUAAAACUGAUCUUCGUUUCCAAAGUGCUGCCAUUGGCGCCCUACAAGAAGCCGCUGAAGCUUACCUGGUUGGUCUCUUCGAAGACACAAACUUGUGCGCUAUCCACGCCAAGCGUGUAACAAUUAUGCCAAAGGAUAUCCAGCUUGCCCGUCGAAUCCGAGGCGAACGUGCUUAAAGUCAACUUAAAAUGUUUGCUGUACAUAACUAGACUUUUAUGGAAGUUUUCAAGCAAGAAUCUGACUGAACUUAUCAUAAUAUACAUGCGCUAGUGGCGAACGAUCAAAGACAUUAUUCAAAAUAAUCAUUUCUGUGUAUACGUUUCCCGUUAUUUUCUCUGUAACUUUCGUUAAUUUUUAGUUUGAGUUGAAUCAAAUCAUCUCAUUGUAGUUGAUUUUUGGCCUGUAAACUUGUGUGUUUUUAAGAGUUUUACCCUGGAAGUGUUGUUUUAAGUUGUCCGUUGUUAUUUUGGCGCAUUUUAUUCUGGGCGACAAGGCGUCUUUGUUUCCCAAGAAUUUAAAAAACGCUCACUGCCAUAAAAAGCCCGUGUUCGUUGUCGAACGACUGAGAUGUUGCUCAUGGCCGUAUUGGGACAAAAAUAAUCCCGUGUCGUUACUUCAGUAGUGCAAACUGGCAACCUUUCUGUAAAUUAAUUAUAUACAUUUUUAACUAACCCUUAUUUAAGAGGCAAAUAAAACUGUCUUGUAGUAAACCAGUGUACAGUGACGUUUAUAGUAGCUUUAGAACAUAAACUUUCGCUAUAAAUACAUGCUCACGGUUCGGAAGGAAAUGUUAGCGGCGAUUUCUUCAUAGUCGAUCCAGAGCGUGAAAUUCGAAAAAAUCUGGCAGCGACCUGUGAAUCGAUGCCCAAAACGGCAAAAGCUAAAAAGUUUUUAGCGAAGGAAAGCUGUAAAGAGCAAUCGGGGAAUUGACAUCACCAGCCAUUAUAAGCCGUCGUGUGCGGCAGCGGCUGUUUCAUUUUUGCGGGCAUAGUCUCCUUCGAUCUUCCUAGAAAAUAGGAAGAUCGAAGGAAACUGCUUUCUAGGAAGAUCGAAGGAGACUGCUCCCUGCGGAGGAUGGUAUCUUACUUUGAGCAAAGUACAGUGAUUCACGAGUGAUCGACAAAAGAAACACGAGUUUUCCUUUUUCGUAAUUGUUCGUCACCACUUCGGAAUUCUUCGGUUUCUCAGUUCCAGUCUCCCAGAGGCAACGGCAUCAACAAAGAUGGCGGCCACCCGGUUUUGUAGGUUCAGAGUCCCAUCUGCUUCUGUGAAAGUUACGACAAAAGUAUUCGGCAAAACAGGGAUUUUUAACCUAGCAAGGCAGAUCUAUGUAAGAUUUCAUUUAUGACUUAUUGUCUAUACCUGUUUUUCAUUUUCUGUGUACUUUCUUUAUCAAACAAAUGCCCUGGUUGAACCGUUCUCAAAAUGAUGUGACCCCGUUGCAGGUUCCAGGUACAUGGAAACGUUCAUACUCUACAGAGGUAAGUUACCUCGCUGAACCAAUUUGAAAUAAACUUUUGAUUCUUCUAUACCAACCUGGCCAUCUGCUUUGAACUUUAUGUUGUUCACAAACAGCAUGCAUGUUAAUUAUAAAACCUCAAGUAAUAUUUUAAAAUAUUUCUCCCCGGGAUUGUCAAACCCAGAGCACGUUUUUUUUUUUACUAUUAUUACAACAAACAGUACUCAAUUUAAGGGAGAAUUAGCACAGAACCAUAAGUAGGAGGAGCUGCUGAGAAGAGACCUUGACACUCGACACAGCUUCUAGUAGAUUUAACGAGGAAUGUACUGAUAUUGCUGUGAGCAUGUUCAAAAGCCAUUUAUAUUGUAAUCUUUUUCUAGUCCAGAAAGGUAACACUUAUUCCUGGUGAUGGAAUAGGACCUGAAAUUUCCGAUGCUGUCAAAGAUGUAUUUGCUGCUGCCAAGGUUUGUGCUAUUCUUUCUGUACAUUUUUUGUUAUGUUACACCAUAACAUAAUUUAUUACCUAACAAGCUAUUUUUAUGCCCAUGUCACGGGCUAACCCCAGAGUUAGGACUUCAUGUUUUAGCUUGUUAUUAUAGAACAUUUGAGUUGUCACAUGUAUUGUGUUAUUUUGAACAUUUUGACCCUUCAGAUAAGAGACAGAACCAAGCUAAAAUUUCUUGAGCCCUGUUGAUAUGAAUCUCUCAUUGUGAAUUGACUUUUAGGUUCCUAUUGAAUGGGAAGAAGUCACAGUGGCCCCUAUUCUUCUUCCUGAUGGUAAAACAACCAUCCCAGCUGCAGCAAUAAACUCUAUGAAUAAGAACAAGAUUGGACUCAAAGGUACCUUUACUAUAACUAUGAUAAGACAAAAAAUAUAAUAAAUUAUUAGUUACUACAAAGAAGUGGUUAUUGCCCAUUUUGAUUAAUUUUUUUUUAUUUUGAGCAAUAUUUAUUCAGGGGUGCCCAGUUCAGCGAGGCUGGUUUGAAUGGGGUCCUGAUGAAAAGGAAACAACAGUUGAAAAUUGACGUCAAAGUACAGUAGAAUAUAAAAUUCAUCUUAUAAGUCAUAAAGCAAACUUCAUGCUGAAAGAAAUAAGGUUAAAUAUUCCUUUUAACUUCACCAUUGUAUGGCCAUUUUAUUGGUUUUUACGAGCUCCGUUUGGUUUAGAAACCUGGCCUUAGUUACCAGGCCUGUUAAAGUGUUAGCAACUCCUGCUAUUAGGAUUGUGAUUAAAUUGCUUUUGAGUUUUGAGUUUUAAGCAAAACCUUUUUGGACAAGAACUCUUGAGUUUCGGACAACAAAAAUUAAUAUAGUGCUUUUCUGAAGGACAAGUGGAUAAGAAAAUUUUUCUCUUACUCUGAUUUUGUCCUAAUUUACUAGAUAAGGUAAGGGAUUGUUGAGGAGAGAUAAUAAGAGACUACAGAAUUCCUAAGCCCAUCUGUUUGACUUUAUUCAUUGCUCUCAAAGUGCAAACAUUUUGUGCUUUGAUCAUUUUUUUGCAUGGCUUUAAAAGUCAAGCAUUUUUUUCACUUGUGGAAAAACUGAAAAUCUCUUUGGAAGUUCCCCAAGAUAAAGCCAAAAAAGGGAUAGGGCUAGAGAAGGCAAAUAUAAUGAAUUGCCUUCAGUUUUCCACCACAGUUUGAAACAAAGUAGCUAAGAAUAUUUAGCUCAAGCAGUGAUGUAGAAACAGAUUGAAAAUGUUGUAAAUGUUGUUUGCAGUGUUGUGAUUCCCUGAUAUAUUUUACUGUUUAUACAUAUCCAAGAGAAGGACUUCUGUUGGAUACACGUAAUUGGUGUAAACAGUUAUGUGAAAUUCACACCCUUUAAUUGGUUGACUAGAAUGGUUCAAAUGUCUAGGCUUAGCAACAACAACCACAACUAUUUUCUUCUAGAGUAUAGAUGUGAGUCUUAAGAAUGUUUGUUUUACUGUGAUAGGACCACUGGAGACAAAGAUUGGUAAAGGACAUGUGUCUAUGAAUUUGACUCUCAGAAGGUUAGAAGGGUUAAUAUAUUAACUUAAGAGGUCUAAUUUACCGUACUUAAUACUUGAGAUGCCACAAUACAAACAUAAAACCUGUGACAAUUAAACCCAAUUGGAUUGGAGGUAUGAUUGUUUCUUAAUUUACAUAGAGGAUUGAUGUCAAGACUCAUUAAGCCUUUGCAGUUUUUGGCCUCAUCUCAAGCCCUGUUAGGAAUAGCUUAAAUAAAUUGAAACGAAUAGUAAAUGUUAGUGACAAUGAUGAUAUUGUUUUACAUGUAUUUGAUUGUACAUUUGUAUAAGGAGUAAUAAUCCAAUUUUUUAUCCCCAUCUAGUUAGAGGAAAGGGAAAAUGAUUGUGUUGAGGGUGCUAGUAAAAUUCACUUUAAAACAAGCCUUGCUUUUUGACAUUGUCUUCCUUCUCCAGGAUUUUUAAUCUGUAUGCCAAUGUACGGCCUUGCCGGUCCAUAGAAGGCUAUCCCACAGCAUACGAUGACGUUAAUCUGGUCACAAUUAGAGAAAACACCGAGGGAGAAUACAGUGGCAUAGAGCAUGUGGCAAGUCAAUAGCUCAAAAUUUGUUGAAUAUAAAAUUAAUUAUUUGUUAAAUUUGAUGGCAUUUAAUAUUAUAAAUAAUAUGCUCAGAUAUUUUGCAAGUUGCCUAGUAUUUGGUGUGUGGAAAACUACCAUCAUGUAUAAGCAGUGACCUAAAUGUCCACAAAUAGUUAUUUAUGGUACAUCAAACACUCAAAUAAAGGAUGUAUUGUUCCAUGUAAUAACAGGUCUGUUAGCAAGUUUUUAAGUUGCCAGGUAUAUGCAGCUAGUAGGUGGGAAACUGAACAGCUGAAAAGUUCUUUAUGUUGUAUUUUACUUAUGUUUCGCCUCAAAGUAGCCAGGGGUCAUGCUCAUGGUUGCCGAGGGAAAAAAAAUCACCCCACAAAUUGGAACUAGUCCAGUGAUUUUGUUGACUCUUUGCUCCAUCAGCAACAGAAACAUGACGUAAUAGUGAGCUUAACCAAAGAUGCGUUUGAGCAAUGUACAUCAACCAGGCCCCAGUUGUUCAAAAGGUUGAUAACGCUAUCCACCGGAUAAAUCACUUACCACUGGAUAGCGCAAUUGGUUUUCCUAAUACUUAUCGGUUGGAUAGUGAUUUAUCCAGUGGAUAGCGCAAUGUGAACUUUUUGCAUUCUUGGGCGGUGGUUUUGCCCAGAUUUUUGAGUAAAUCAUCAAGAUAAGAGUAAAGAAAUCUAGCAAUACACAUUCCAAAAUGAAAGAAUCAAGGUAUAAAUUGAAAGGGAAAAAGGCCUCACCUCCUGUUGAUGUGCAUCCCUCAAAAACACCUUUGCUUUAAGUGCCUCCCGGGGGACUUAAGAAUGGAAUGAUAGAGUGGGUUACAGAUUGUGUUUAUGAGGCUGUUUUAAGGUGAGGUGAAACACCUGACUAAGUAAGUGUCCCAUGUUUUUCCAAAUUGUUCUCUUCUUUCACAAGCAAAGACAAGGCAGCCAAGUUUGAAGUAAAAUGCAGCCAUUCAUCAGAAGUCACUUAGCAUAUUUCUUUUCAGACACUAUUUAACCUGUGAACGUAGAGGUUCUGGUCGUUGCCUCUCUCCACCCACAAAGUAACUUACGUUUUGGGUGGAGAGAAGUAGUGACUAGAAAUAUAUCUGUGUUUCCAGGCUAGACACCAUUUAAUUUUUAGAUUUUUUUUUUCAGAAAUAUCUCUGCAACAUCAAUGGGGCAAAUUGAUAACAUUUUAUUUGCUUGGUAGGUUGUUGAUGGUGUAGUGCAAAGUAUUAAACUGAUCACAAAGGAAGCUUCACAACGAGUUGCAGACUUUGCAUUUAGCUUUGCUAAGGCAAAUGGCCGACGUACUGUUACUGCUGUACAUAAAGCCAACAUCAUGUAAGUAUGAAACAUUAUUGUAAAUCAUUUGAUGAAAAAUGUAAUGCAGUUACUUAUUGUCUUUCUUUUGAGUGCCUAUUUUGUAAAACCAAGUGUGCAUAGAAAGUAGUGUUCUGUAGCCCGGGGCUAGUGGAUUUUGUUAUCAGGCUAGUGAUUUCUAUUAUUAAAUUGCCCGAUAGGCAAGUGAAGUUUUUUGGGGGAACUCAAAUUACAGAAGAACUGUAACCAAUGCUCAUCAAAAAUUUUUUUCAGGCUAGUUGAAAUGACUUUUGGGCUAGUACGUGCUAGCUAUAGUUUGCCCGAAUGACAAGCUGUAAAACUGACUUUCGUUGCGCCCUGAAAACCUAAAACAGUUCAUCAAAUCCAAGUCCUUUAGAGACAUCUGUCCAACCCCCUGCUGAAACUUGCCUUAAUUUUGCCAUGAUGCUUGUACAGUUAAACCUUUAUUAAACAGCCCUCUCCUAAGCGGCCACCUCCUAUUAACCCUUUAAACCCUAAGAUCAAAAUUUGAAUUCUCAUUCAUUACCCCUAUUCAUUUCCUACAGAGGUAGUGGGGAGAAGUUGUUAAAAUAUCACGCAAAUUCAUCUUGUGCACAUGAUCAUGUCUGUAAUUUUCAUGACCACUCUGUUUUACAAAGCAUUGAUAUUUCAGGGAGAAAUUUGAUGCUGAUCACUUAUAGGGCUUAAAGGGUUAAGUGACCAGUUAUCAAAGUCCCCAAGUAAUUGUAGAAGAGAAUGGGAAAUUAAACCUCUGCGGUCCCCACCUCUAUUAAGCGGCUGCAGCCACCUUUUUGCCGUCCCAAUGAGAGUUCUCGCAUUGUUGUCACCUCUAUUAAGCAGCCAUCAAGCACUUGAUACACUUUGUUUAGCUUUUUCUUUAAGAACAUGAUGAAGGAAAAUACACUGCGAGAUACAAAGCGACAACUGAUUGUGGACCAGAAAUGCUGGUCUCAUCAUGAGACAGUUUGUUUCGAAAUAAAGUGAUGUUUCUGAUAAAUAUUAUGCUAAUUUAUAAUGAGCACCCAACCCCAUUAAGUGGCCACUUAAUAGAGGUUCAAUUGUAUUUUUGACCCCCUUUUGGGAAGUUGCAAAUCUGUCACUUCAUAGAGUGGCCACUUUGAGUAUAAGUUUGUUGUAAACUUGACGCCUUUAACUCCUAAAAGUGAUCAACCUUUAAUUUCUCAUACUACGUCUACUAACUAAGAUUUCCUAGUCACUCAAGACAAAAGGCAAGGUGCCAGAAGCCACUGGGCACUGCAAGAGCAUAGCCCUUUAGAGUUUAAAGAAAGGACCUCCACUGUCUAUUUUGUUCUUUAUUCACAUUAUUACAGUGAAAAUUGGUCAAGUGGUCAAGUAUUGCCAAGUAGAAUAAGUCGAUUAUUUAAAUCUUGAGUUCAUUUUUUGCUUCAAUAUUGCAUUCUUUAGUUGUUAAAAAUUCACACCAAGCCUUGAUUUAUAACUGGAAUACUGUUUGGAUUUAAGUGAGACAUCAGUCAUGAAAGUGUACAGAGCACCAGAGUUCUAGAUUGGGAAUUCCUGUUUGUUUGUUUAUUUGUUUAUUUUUCCCUCCAUUUAUUUAUUUUACAAGCCAUUUAUAUUGUAUUACAGGAUUGAAGAAUUAAAGAUGCUAUUUGUAGAAUUAAAUAUCAGGUUACAAGAAUAAAUGGAGAGGGUAGGAUAAAGUUAUACUAAUUACUUGCCCUUUGAUUAAAUUACAGUUUUAUUUAGGUUAAAAGAGAAAAAAAGAGAAAACUAUAAACUAUGAAAAAUAAUGAAAAAUAUUCAAAAGAGAGGAAAAAAGAAAAGCACAUACACACGCACACGCAUAAGAAAAAAAUGUAACAUUUGAGAGUCAGUGUGGCGAUGAUUAAUACUGAGCAAGAUAAUAGUUGAAAAGUGCUCUUUUAAACAAUUUUUUAGUUGUUUUUUCACGUAUAGAUAAAGGAAUUCCUGUUAUAAUUUUGCAGCAUCCUGGGGGAAAAGUUUACACUUUUGAACAGUAUUAUGCUUUUUUCCAUGUAUGAUGAAGUCAUUAAUUCUUCAAGUCAUACCUUUUAAGUGUUUUCAAAAGAGAUAUUCAGGAUUUCACUCAAAUCUUGGACAUUUUUCAUUUCAAUCUUGUAGACAGCUGUCGCACUAACAAUUGUUUAACCUAUUGAACUCUGCGCCUGUGCCUUUAAAUAUUGAUGCCUUUUAUCCAAUUAUAAGAACUCCAUUCUUAAAUCAAUUAAAGAAAUGAGUUCUUAUCAUUUUGAAGUUUUAAAUCCUUCAACUAAACAAUGUGAUAUUGAAACCAAUAAAGAACUCAAUUCUGAAAUACAGUAUAAUCAAGUUCAAUUCUUCCUAGGAACGCUUGACCACUUUUCACGGUAGCUACGGUUGUAAUAAUUAACUAUGAGUUGUAACAAUUCAUCCUGAUGGUUUUGCUUUGUGAUUUGCUGAUAACUUAGGAGAAAAUCUGAUGGUCUGUUUCUGCAAUGCUGUCGAGAGGCUGCUGAGAAGAACAAAGAUGUCAGAUAUAAUGAGAUGUAUUUGGAUACCACUUGUCUUAAUGUGAGUGUAGAAGGCAAUAAAUUACUUAACUACUAUGGUAACCAUGAGGUGUAUGAUAGGACCAUUGCAGCCUUUGCACUGUGUUGCAUGAAGGCAGUCAAUAGACCAGGAUAUGGACCAAGAAAUAAAAUUUGCUACCCAACCGAAGCUAAUAAACCUGGUUGACCUGUGCAGUCUCUUAGUCCUGGGCUUGCUGUACAGUAGAUUGCACUCUCUCUUAUUUUGGUAGGUCACAUUAUUAUGCAAUCAGUUGGACCCCAUGCACACCUCCUGAUGAAUGUCUUCAGCCCACUGGGUCCAUUUAAUAUGGCCAAAUGUCAGAUUAUCUCACGGAUAUUCCAACAGUACAGUAAUGAUCAGUGCAUUCCCAUUUUUAUCGCCAAGAGUAUGUCUUGCAUAACAAAAUUUAAUGCAGUUAGAAACAAACAACAACAAAGAGCACCACCUCGCCUGUGUAGCAAUUGUUUCCUGUGGUUUCAGAGCAAAGAACAAGGAACUAGAGUCAAAGAACGCGCAAAAAAUGUCACUCUCGUUCCAUUUUUCGUGAGGCCAAAACCGAAAAUCCCGUUCGUUGGUCUUUCUUUGCUAAGAAACCAAACGGAAACGCUUGCUACGCAGGCGAAGCACCACAUCAUGUCAUUGGUCAGCAGUCAGUUUAGUGAACCAGGUACAGACAGACUUGUUUGUGCAUGCAACAGCUCCAUUUACUUGGUACAGCAUUUCAUGGCGGCCUCUGGGCCCCGGGGGGUGGGGGGGGGGUACUUAAGGAAUUUCUGGUUGGGGAUGUGCCGCUGGGACCCUGGAACCCUUAACCUAUACCAGAGCUAGUUCAACUGAAUUUUGCCACCCUAUACUAGAGUAAACUCCCCAAAUCCCCCUAUCCUAGAGUAGCUGUUUCCCUUGUCUAGAUAAAAUCUUCAACCAACUGAUCAGUUUCCUGAAAAAUGAUACCCUAUUCUAGACCCAAACGCUCUGAUUUAUAUAUCCUAUCCUAGAGUAUAUAUCCUAUCCUAGAGUAAACUGCUUGAAAACCAUACCCUUCACCCUUCACGGCACAUACCUAUAUAGCCCAUAUAUGGCAGUACCCCCCCCCCCCCGGGCCCUGGGGCUUGUUUAGCCUUAGUAUCUUGCAUUUACCCACAAAUCUCCAUCCCUUUAUUUUUCUACUAAAGUUAGUUAAACAGGUGCCUGGUUAUGUUUGCAUAGGAGCUCAGGGCUGUGAGACGCAGAUUUACCAGCUAUUGUGGCAUUACUGUAUGUAGGGGUUGGCUUUGUCAAAAGUGGAAGCCCUGGACAUACCAGGCAUUCACCACUACCAUAGUCUCUCCCUCUACUAUGCGAUGCAGUAGUAUUAUCAUUUAGCAUUUCUUUAUUGUCAGAUUGUAAAAGAUCCUAAAGAAUUUGAUGUUAUGGUGAUGCCAAACUUAUAUGGAGAUAUUUUAAGGUAAACUUAUUAAUAACGAUGACGACAACGAGAACGACGGAAGACGACGACGACAACGACGAUAGUUUUUAAGGUUUUGUCGUAUGAGACAGAGUAUUUCCGAACUGUUUCUGAUAGCAGUUCGUCAAUAUCUUCAUGAACUUCAACGUCUCCACCAACAACAUCCUCCCCUGAAGCCGCCGUAUUGAAAAUUGUGCCUGUGGGAGACUAAGUUCGAUAGUUUUUGACACGUUCUGAUUGGUUCUUUGUUUUGCUGUUACAUGUAUGUCGAAGUGUGUUUACACUAGUUUUGACCUUGCAUAACCGAAACAUAACAACAGAACGACAUAAAUAAACGAACGAACGACGUAACCACCUCCUUAUGUCGUUAUGGUAAUGUCGUUAUGUCGCAAGUGUGGACCAGGCUUUAUAACGUUCUUAACAUUAUAAAGAAUAAUUAUUAUUAAAGACUCGACUUUUUUUAAAGUAAUAUCAAGGUUUUUAUAUUAUUACAACUGACAUAAUCUUUCUUUUCUUCCAUUAUAGCGAUUUGUGUGCAGGUUUAAUCGGUGGGUUAGGAGUCACGCCCAGUGGAAAUAUUGGAGCAGAUGGAGUAGCCAUAUUUGAAUCAGUGAGUGUGUUGUUCUUUGUGUUGUGGAGUUGCAGGAAGGAGAUGUUUGCUCUUUGAGCAUCAGUUCUAUUAAAGCAGGAAAGGAGUGAUCGGACUAUUUAUUAAUUAGAUAUACAGUGUAAAGUAGUUGUGCGCCUGAUUCUGGGCUCAAUUCUUUAGUACUGGAACAAUAUUAUACUACGGGUCAGUUACCGGUCGUUUCGAUACAAAGCUGUUUCGAUACAAGUGGCUUCGUUACAGCUUUAUUCAUUCGAGGUGUAAAUACUUCCACGUAUUUGGCUUAAAGAACGAAGAUAUUCACCCAAAAUGUUUUCUUGUUCACUCGCAAACUAUACUUGAAGUGAACAAUCUUUUUGUGCAAUUUUAAUGCUUAAGUUUGUAUCGAAAUGACUUUGUAUCGAGACGAUUCCUAGGGGUCUAAUCACUGAGUAAAGCUAAGCUGAGCUAAUUGUUUUACCUUCCUUUCUUCUAGUGAGGCUCUGCCUCACAUCGCUUCCACUUAAUCUCACUCUAUCAGAGUGAAAAAAUAAAAAAACACUGGGAGUCGGUUAUUUGAGCAAAGUCCAAGCCAUGACGCGGGUUAAGAAGCUCAGUGGCCUGUAAAAGUUGUUUACAAGCGGCGUAUUUUUAGUAGAUUAAUAUCCUUGUUAGCCCGGCUGUAAACCUCCCUGAUGCUUGGGCAGUGGCUUUAAGCCGUUGGCCUUGUCUCCCUCAUCCUUCUUUCAUUAUAUUAGUCAGUUCGAUAGAGGAUUUAAAAGAACCCACGCUACCGUUCGAUAAGACUUUUUUUAUCCCAUAUCAUAAAGAAUACAGCCAAUCAGAAAGCUAGAAACCCGUUGCAUAUUCAACGGUAUGGAGCGGGUAUUAUAUUUCUUCCUUCUCAUUGGCUGAGAGCCCACCACGUGACCUGCAAAUAACUGCCUACAAAUAAUGGUCUGCUCGUGCGCAAACUCGUUCAACUGUGUUUGGCGGCAAAUAAUAUUCUGCUCAUGCUUAAAUUAAACCACGCUUUCCUUCUUCUUGAGAUCGCUCUUGCAUGAAGAUGGCAGAUCGCUUCGCUUACCUUUCAGCGUUUAAAAAGCAAACUCGGUGAUCGAAUGAUAAAACAAUUAUUUGACUCGGUUAUCGCAAAAUAUCGUGAUUUGUCAGUGUCUCGCAGUCAAUUAUUUGCCUUAGCCUUUGAUAUUUUACUCAACCUCGUCCAAUAUCUGUUAAGUAUUUCACGAAAAAAUCCCUGCGAUGCUCGCGGCCUUUACGUUUUCUCGCCGAAAACAAAGCAGAUGCCGACAGCAGAAACUUUCAUUCUACAAAAAUUGCCAGAAGCAACUUUAAAGAACACUAUUAAACCCAAGUUUUAACUACCAUUCGGACUUCUAGAAAGUCAAAGUUGCAAAAGCGAUACAAAACGAAAUAAAACAGACUACAACAGAAAAAUCUAUUUGUCGAGAGCAGCAAAAACAAACCAGUUAAUCCGUGUUGAGAUGGAUCUGCAUUUCAAAACAGCAAGUCUACCGAAAUCCCGCGAGAAACGUUCGACAGAUGUGUUACCAUUUUCUUCAGGACUCAGGUAAAGUAGACAGAAGUGAACACGACCUUUAUUCAUUGAUAAGCUGUCAAUUAUUUAAACAUUGUUGUUUACAGAUUACAUUUAUUGUUAAAAGUGACUUUCUUUUUGUUUACCUUUUGUAAUCUUUAAGGCCUGAUCGCGGGUUACUUCAUUAUUAAACAUGUUUAGGUGUAGUCGUGUAAUUCUUGUUACCAACCUCAUUGGUAGCAAUGGUAAAUAAUAUAAUCAUAUGUCUUUAGUGGUAUUUUGUAACUGGCGAUUGAAAUUUUAACCUCAGAAACAUGCCUUCAGAACUGAAAUUUUUGUGUGUGUUCUUGCAAAUCUAAAUGAAUGAAGGAUAUCGAUAAAGUUAACUUUAAAGAUGAAGGUAUUGGUAAUGGGGCGAUGGCGAUGGCAUUAGCGACGGCACACGGCCACGGCCACGGUAAUGGCGAUGGCGAUAGCGUUGGUAAUAAUUAGUAUAAUAAAUCUGACUAGGUGCUGCUAGUCAAAGGUUAAUGGCCUCGAUCAUUAAACUCUCCAUUCCUUUACUAGCCUGAGAUCAGACCCAAUUUUAGUAGCUUCUAUGCAUUCUCUCCUACGUCAGGGGCACCCAACGACAAUUUUCGGAAGAAUAUCUGUUCGGAAGACGAUUUGAGAUCUAGAAUUCUCGGAACAUUUGUUGUAAAAUUUCUUGCUUCCAUUCCUCUCCUAGGAUUUUCGAACAAAUAAAAAAUGGUAUACUUGCCCAUUUUUAGCUAAUUUUUACCCUAAAAAGUUCACCUAGAAUUUUCGGGAGCCUAUUUUCUGGCUAAAAUUUUCGAAAAGGUAAGUUUUGACCCCUAUAAUUUUCGGAUCACUAGACUUUCAGCUAGGAAAUCCGAACAGAUGAAAAAUAUUUAGGGGAUAAAAAUAUGCCUAUGUCUACCGUUUAAAUACUAAAAUACAUUUAAUAAUGCUAUGUUUAAGUGGUUAUGAACUAUAUUCUCGUUGGGUGCCCCUGCUAUGUGGUCGCGCAAAAAUUGGGCUCUCUUUUUCAUUUACGAAGCGAAACGAAAAUAGAGCCUGAUCUCAGAUUACCCUUUACUAUUGAGAAUGGACGAGUGUUUCAUAAAGCAUAUUGUCAAAAACCGUAAUGCAUUUUGGUUUUUAUUGUUUACAGGUUCAUGGCACAGCCCCCGAUAUUGCAGGCCAGGACAAAGCCAACCCCACAGCUCUCCUACUAAGUGCUGUUAUGAUGCUCCGGCAUAUGGAACUUCACUCACAUGCAGACAGUGUAGAGGGAGCAGUACUGGAGACUAUCAAAGAAGGACAAGUA